Oryzias latipes (Japanese medaka) is the source of this 2723-nucleotide messenger RNA. RefSeq names its product tweety family member 2 (gene ttyh2). Lineage: Eukaryota; Metazoa; Chordata; Actinopteri; Beloniformes; Adrianichthyidae. Gene Ontology annotation, molecular function: volume-sensitive chloride channel activity; intracellularly calcium-gated chloride channel activity. Gene Ontology annotation, cellular component: plasma membrane. The record is from RefSeq and is a predicted model, not a curated record.
CGCUCCCGCUGCUGACUAUGCCGUGAGGAUCAGCUGUGGGUCGGACAGUUGGUGUGGGUCGGUGAGGAGGAAGACAUGGGAGUGGAGUGACCGCUGCUUUCCACCCGAAACCAAGACUUUGCGCGUACGUCCGCGCGCUCGUUGGACUUCUUAUUGCCCUCGUGCGGUUCCUUUUCCCAUCUGAGUGUCGGUUUUCUAGAGGAACAUGUCUCAUCUCUUUCUUUGUUAGGUGUUGACCCACACCGUCCGCUUCAGGACCGACAGGCUGCAUUCAGGCAGGGGGGGCGAACUUUUGAUUUGUUUUGUUUUUUUCUCCGGGAAAGGAUGUCUUUGGCUCGGGUGGAUUACAUUCCUCCCUGGUGGACUUACUGGCUUCACAAUUUCCCCCACAUCAACCUGAGGUUUCAGCCCGUUGACAAGAGCUUCCAGCCUGAAGAUGACAACUACCAGCAGUCUCUCAUAUUCCUGGGCUGCGUGGCGGCUGCUGGACUCGGUCUCAACCUUCUCUGCUUGGCCGUCUACCUUAGCUGUUUAUGUUGCUGCCGCAAGGAUGAAGAAGAGGAGACCAAAAAGCCUAACUCCUGCUGCGUCACCUGGUCGGCUGUCGCUGCCGGUCUCAUAACAUGUGUUGCUGUGGGUGUGGGUUUCUAUGGCAACAGUGAGACCAACGAUGGAGUCUACCAGUUGACCUACUCUGUUUACAAUGCCAAUCACUCUUUGGGCGGCGUGGACAGUCUGGUGACUGGCACCAUGGGCAGCAUGAAGAGCGGUCUGCAUCUCCACCUGGCACGGCUGGAUGAGAUCUUUGCAACACGCGGCGACUAUGUGCAGACCUUGCAGUUCAUGCAGCAGAUGGCUGACAACGUGAUCAAACAGCUGCUGGGCCUGCCUGACUGGGAAAAUGCUAAAUUGGACUUGGCGUCCAUUGCUGAUCAAACAGCAAACAUUGAGUAUUACAGGUGGCUCACUUACCUCCUACUCCUCAUCGUGGAUCUGAUCAUCUGCUUGCUGGCCUGCCUGGGUCUGGCCAAGCAAUCCCGCUGGCUGCUGACUACGAUGAUGGUGUUUGGAGUCCUGGCGCUGAUCUUAAGCUGGACUUCUUUGGGAGCUGACCUGGCUACAGCUGUGGGCACAAGCGAUUUCUGCGUGUCUCCGGAUAAGUUCAUCAUGAGUCAGACAAAAGGGAUCAUCAGUGCUGACAUUGUUCAUUAUUACCUGUACUGCAACCAGACUCUUUCCAACCCCUUCCAGCAGCCUCUGACCAUCUUCCAGAGGUCUCUCACCACCAUGCAGAUCCAGAUCCAGGGUCUCCUGCAGAUCGCAGUGCCUCUGUUUCCCACAGCCGAGAGAGAUCUCCUGGGUAUCCAGCGUUUGCUGAACUCCUCAGAGGCCAGUCUGCACCAGCUUACCGCCCUGCUGGACUGCAGGGGCCUUAACAAGGACUAUCUUGAUGCAAUGGUGGGAGUGUGCUAUGAUGGGGUGGAGGGUUUGCUGUACCUCUGCCUCUUCUCCAUCCUUGCGGCCUGUGCCUUUACUGUCAUGCUGUGUGCCAUUCCCAGGGCGUGGAGGCAAAUCGCCUGCAGGGAACGAGAUUACGAUGACAUUGAUGAAGAGGACCCGUUCAACCCUCGGGCAAGGAGAAUGGGCUCCCAGAACCCCAACCAUACCAACCUGCACAGCUUCUGCAGCUACAGCAGCAGCAUGGGCAGCCAGAACAGCCUGCACCCGCCUGCUCCCGCCGUCUCCACCGCCCCCAUGUCUGAAUACAUGAACCAAGCUGCUCUUUUUGGGGGAAAUCCACGCUACGAAAACGUGCCUCUGAUUGGACGAGGCUCCCCACCGCCAUCGUACUCUCCCACUAUGAGGGCCACCUAUCUGUCCAUGACCGAACAACAGAGUAGACAUUUUGGAAAUGACUUUCAAGCAUAGAAUGCUUUAAAGGAAGUGAGCAUCACACAUCUUCGAUGGAGAGGACGAGAAGCCAGAACUCCAGCCUGCAUUACCUCAGGCGACCUUUCCCUGCUUUUUGUUUUUUUCAACUCCUUACUUCUUUUUUUUUUCUUUUUAACCAGCUCUGAUAUUGUUCUUGUGUUCUCACGACACAAGUUUGAAGUGUGUGUUACUUCAGAAGAUUCAGGUCUCCAAAGAGCACACUGUCCGGUGUGAACAUCCCCGCAUUGACUCCUUUCGUUGUGUUGUUGAACAUUUGUGAAGCACAAACAGAGCAGGUGAGGAAACACACCUGCAAGUCGAGCUUUACGUCUGCACGCCCUGCAGAUGAGACUACUUUGUGACCACUCCUGUAAAUAAGUUGUACGAUAACAGACAGUUGUUUUAAUCUGAGUUUCUUUUAAACUGUGUGCAGUUUUUAUUUUUUUAGUUUUUUCUAAUUUAGUGUGAAAAUGUCACCUUUUUUUUUUAAAGUAUUUUCUAAAAAAGGUUGUUAAAUCAUAUUUUUUUGCUGAUUAAAUCACUAUAGUAUGAGCUGCUCAAACACUGAUAAAUAAUAUAAUCCAAAAUAUUUUUCAUGGGUUUCAAACAUCCAAAAAGCACAUGCGUGUACUGACUAACAGUUUUUAUAUUUUAGGAGAUUUAAAUGCAAGCACUGUUGUUUCUUUAGCAUGUUCCACUGUACAAACACUGAGAUUGGUGCUUCAUUUUCUGUGUGACCCCAGAGGUAAGCAGUUCUUUGUGAGCUGAAUAAACACAAUUUUAUGAAAUUA